Molecule: messenger RNA, 627 nt
Organism: Adineta steineri
Lineage: Eukaryota; Metazoa; Rotifera; Eurotatoria; Adinetida; Adinetidae
Source: the annotation of a GenBank genome assembly
AUGUCAAGUGAAAUAAGUAAAUAUGUUCCAUUCAAUGAAAUAGAAGGAACUGCAUCUUCAAAUGUUCAUUCUUACUCAAAUAAAUAUAGUAAUGGUUCUCAUAGGGGCCGUCACUAUCAUCAUGGCAUAUUCACUGGAUAUCAAUGGCAAUGUGUUGAAUUUGCUCGUCGAUGGUUAUUAAUACGUAAAAGUUGUACAUUUCAAGAUAUUCCAUGUGCAUGCAAUAUAUGGGCAGAUGUACCUCAUAUUGAACGAGUUGUAGAUGGUCGAUCUUUUAGAUUACGUCCUAUUUCAAAUGGUUCUCCUGAACCACCGAAAAAAGAUUCAUUACUUAUUUAUGCUCGUAAUCAAAAGAUGCCUUAUGGACAUGUUGCUAUUUUAACUGAUGUUACAUCAGAUUAUGUUUAUAUUGCCGAACAAAAUAAUUUAUAUAAUUAUUGGCCUGGUAAUUAUGCUCGUCGACAACCAUUAAGAUUUCAUAAUGGAAAUUAUUAUAUAGAUGAUGAAGAUCCAAUUUAUGGUUGGAUGGAAAUUGAAAAUAAUGAUGAAUUACAACCAUUUGAUGAAGCUAAUAUAGCCAAUAUUCUUGAAAAAUAUUUAGAACAACAGUCAACUGAUAACUUUUAA